Messenger RNA from Gilbertella persicaria, 622 nucleotides. RefSeq lists its product as uncharacterized. Bases 15 to 587 code for a protein of 190 amino acids. The transcript is spliced from 6 exons. The record is from RefSeq and is a predicted model, not a curated record. NCBI's taxonomy places the organism in Eukaryota, Fungi, Mucoromycota, Mucoromycetes, Mucorales, Choanephoraceae.
UAGUAUUGAAUACGAUGGCUGUCUCUUUACUUGCUUAUGUGGUUACUUUAUUUGUAUUUCUAUGUAAUUAUGGACUUACACUCUCUUCUAUCUUGUUUCCCAAGUGGCUUACUUUUGUCACACCUGUUCCAUUUUAUAUGGAGACAAAUUAUGGGCUAUUUAAACUCUGUCGAAGUCUAACAAGAGAGUGCCGUUCUUUUCCUUCUGUUGAUCAUGGUGAUUGUCAAGAAGAUGGAUUCUGUGAAUUAUGGCGUGCAGCUUCAGCAGGCAUGAUCUUAUCUGCUGUGGUAGGUGCAUUGGCCAUCAUGGCCUUAUUCGUCACUCUCUGUAGUCAAAGACGCAAACGAUCCAAGGCAUGGGCACCCAUUUCAUUUCUGUUUAUCCUGUAUGCUCUUCCUCAAGCCUUGUCCAUGGGUAUCAUAGCCUACUUGUUUAAUUCAAGUGCUACUUUCUAUAUGGGCACACGUUACAAUAUCAGUUUUAUCUUUUGUAUCAUCAGUUGGAUUUUGAGUGUAAUUUUGGCCAUUGUACUCUGUCUAGUAGCCAUUUUGAGUCCACCUGAAUAUGUAUAUCAUGCAUUGGAUUAAAGUAUAUAUAUAAAAGAAAAACUUUAUUAUUAUAA